AUGGAGAAGGAUGAAGACACAAAUGGAUUAGAAGGCCGUGGCAAGUUUCUUGCAAUGAGAAAGACAAAAGAAUUUCGUCAACAACCGAAGCAAAUAACCAAAGGGAUGAUUGUUCCUUCCUUCCUCAGACCUGGAUUUAUACAACAUGACCACGCUUUGGGAGCUCAGGGUACUAGGUCCUCAUGGCGCAAAGGAUCCGUUCAACAUGAUUUGUGGCCUAGAGGAUAA
Prunus armeniaca (apricot) is the source of this 228-nucleotide messenger RNA. The record is from the annotation of a GenBank genome assembly. NCBI's taxonomy places the organism in Eukaryota, Viridiplantae, Streptophyta, Magnoliopsida, Rosales, Rosaceae.